Halteromyces radiatus is the source of this 2232-nucleotide messenger RNA. RefSeq lists its product as uncharacterized. The coding region runs from base 72 to 2180 and encodes 702 amino acids. NCBI's taxonomy places the organism in Eukaryota, Fungi, Mucoromycota, Mucoromycetes, Mucorales, Cunninghamellaceae. The record is from RefSeq and is a predicted model, not a curated record. Gene Ontology annotation, molecular function: protein binding; transcription regulator activity; DNA binding. The transcript is spliced from 2 exons. Gene Ontology annotation, cellular component: MBF transcription complex; SBF transcription complex.
AUUUGACCCCUCUCUCUCUCUCUUUUUUUUUUUAUCACUUGUUUUCUGAAUUGUAUGGAUCAAUCACCAUCAUGACUGAUCAUCCUACAAUUUUCAAAGCAACCUAUUCAGGUGUCGCAGUAUAUGAACUCAUGUGUAAAAACAUUGCUGUGAUGCGUCGACGCGAUGAUGGUUAUGUGAACGCGACUCAAAUACUCAAAGUGGCCGAGUUUGGUAAGCCUCAACGUACUCGUAUUCUUGAAAGGGAAGUACAAACUGGUACUCAUGAAAAGAUUCAAGGUGGUUAUGGCAAAUACCAAGGUACCUGGAUUCCUAUUGAACGUGGAAAAGAAUUAGCAAGACGUUACGAUGUAUUUGAACUUCUUUCACCGCUUCUCAUGUUUCAAGAAGGUACACAAAGUCCUCCAUUGGCACCUAAGCAUGCAACUGCAACCACUUAUAAACCAAGGAUGCCUCGCGAACCCAAACUGACAAAGAAACAAAAACAACUUUUGGAAACAAACAAAGACAAGGAAUCAACAUGGCAUGCAGGCAUGUCAAAUGCCAGUCGAGCUCGCGCUUAUGCAGGAUACAAACAACCUCCUCCAUCUGGUCCAUCCAAUUAUCAUCAAAAUCGAAAUUCAACAAUGUCACCGGUAGAAGAAGACGAAGAGAUGUUGGAGGAUGAUGAUGAUGAUGACAAUGUCGAUAUGGAUGAAAUGGAAGAUGAAUUAUAUGAAUCAGAAGAACCAUAUGAUGUCCAACUUUUACGACACUUUAUAUCAGGCGAUCCUCGAGUACCAAGUUUAUUGAUUCAUCCACCUUCUGACCUGGACUUUAACAUUAUUAUCGACGACGAAGGUCAUACGAGUCUUCACUGGGCAGCAGCAAUGGGACAUUUGAAGAUUGUGAAAUUAUUAUUACACCACGGUGCGGAUGUGUCUCGGGUCAACUACAAGGGACAAACUGCUUUGAUACGAUCGGUUCUCUUCACCAACAAUUUUGAACGACGUUGUUUCCUUCACAUGCUGGACUUAUUGCGGAAAACCAUAUUCAAUAUUGACAAGAAAGAUCAAACGGUAUUCCACCAUAUCGCAUCUACAGCUGGAUGGAAGGGCAAGGUUCAUGCUUCAAGAUAUUAUAUGGAAUGUUUAAUGGAAAAGAUACGAUCUCGUCGUGAAGAUCUAGUGCAAAUCCUUAACGUACAAGAUGUUUAUGGUGAUACGGCCUUGACUAUCGCAUCUCGUAUUGGUAACAAGAAAUUGGUACGUCUUCUGGUCGAAGCUGGUGCGAAUCCCCAAUUAGCAAAUGAAGAAGGCAAAACCUCUCAAGAUUAUAUUAUGGAAUACUAUGGACGACAUGCUUCCAAUGCUUAUCAGCAACCAAUCACUGAUGAGAAUAUACGGAAAAGGGCAAGGAAAAGAGUGGAUGAUGUUUUAAAAACAAAUAUGGAUGACACCGAUGACUCCUACUUAUCAUCAUCAAACGACAAUACAAAGAAACAACGAUUAUCUCCAUCUUCUUCUCCGGUGAUACGAGAUGUUGCCAAAGUAGUUGACGAAUUCAUCAGUAGUUUUGAACGAGAUCAAGAACACAAGGAUCAAGUAUUACGGGAAGCUACGAUUGAAUUACAAAUGGUACGGAAACGGCUAGAUAUGACAAACAAAACCAUCCAUCAAUUGGCUUACGAUGAAAAUGCAAUGACGACGGUGGAAAAGGAAGCAAGUCUAUUACAAGAUCAAGUGCACAAGGUGCUUGAAUAUACGCAAAUGAUCCAAUUACAACGACUUGUGCAACAACGACUCUCAUCAUCAAGGUCAUCAUCCAUAGAAUCUUCUUCAUUUUUAUCCACAUCAGUAUCAUCAUCAUCUAUCAACAAUCGUACUUCAUCAGCAAGAACUUCGACAUUACAUUCCAUUUUACCAACCUCCAAAACAACCGACCAAUCCGAAAAUAGUAAUAAUAAUAAUAAUGAUGAUAAUCCACAGGCUUUGGAACAACAAUGGUCUACUCUUAUACAGCAAAGGACACAAUUGGUCAAGGAUAUUGUUCAAUUGCAAGCACAGAUGCCCAACAAGAAGUAUCAAGAUUACAAGCGAUUGAUAUCCAUGUGUUGUAAUGUCAAUUAUGAAAAUGUGGAUUUGAUGUUAUCUCCUCUUUUGGCCUCCUUUGAACAACAAAGUACCCAAACCCCCAUGUAGUAUAUUUUUUAUUUAAUGUAGAUGUAUAUAAUAAAGAGAUUUUAUUUUUCAU